This is a messenger RNA of Venturia canescens, 8368 nucleotides long. It is a transcript of the gene bdg, whose product is annotated as bedraggled. The transcript has 14 exons. Gene Ontology annotation, cellular component: plasma membrane. NCBI's taxonomy places the organism in Eukaryota, Metazoa, Arthropoda, Insecta, Hymenoptera, Ichneumonidae. Gene Ontology annotation, biological process: sodium ion transmembrane transport. The record is from RefSeq and is a predicted model, not a curated record. Bases 1366 to 6885 code for a protein of 1839 amino acids.
GUCUCGUCGACGAUCGAAAAUCAAAACAAUGUACAAACAGAUAUAUUACGUUGUAUAAAAAAGCCGAUGUCAAAUCGCUGCGUGAUGUAAUAAAAAUUGAAAUGAUCUACCAAAAGUGGGGAGCGUUGAUGUUAAAUAAAUACAAUUAUAAUAUUAAAUAAAUGGUUAAAGAUGCGCACGCGCGCGCUUGGAAAGCAGCGUGUGUUCGGAGGUUUCGAUUACCGAUUCGUCGUCGACCGUGGCUGUGAGUCAACACAUGAGUGCAUGCUCACGGCGAACCUGCCGAGAUUCCUUCUCUCAUCGUCUCGUCCGCGAUUGGUGCUGGGCUAUAAGUAGCGGACUUUCGCAUUCCGUUGAGCAAAAUCAAACCCGAUAAAUACCGAAAUGAAUAUUUAUUUUAUCCAGAGAUAAUAAAUAAAUGUGCGAUUGACCGAGUGUUACGAAAUGUGUGUGCCUCAGUGAAAUAUCGAGUGUCAAUACUGUCGACUAUAAGUCUAUGGGAAAUUAUGGGAAAUCUUGUGAGAACCGAGACGACACGGUGCGGCAAUUUCGUCAACUCAAAUCUUGGAUACCGCGAUAAGUGUUCCGAGUGUUGAGAAACGGUGGACCGACGAUUACCAGAGUGAACCGGGAUACUUGAUUCGCGUCGCUGCAUCGAUGAACCUGACGCUCGUGCGUGCGGCCCGGGUCGUCAUAAGUCAUAACAUUUUUUUUAUAUACCGCCGUUUGACAGUUCGAAAGUAAACGAAGCCUCUGAGCGCAGGAGAACGUUCGAAAAAGUUGAAUUAUGCGAGUUAAAGAGCGGCAAUAGAGGAAGGAAAGAAAAAACAAAAGUUUCGACCGAUCGUGACUAGACGGUAGUAUCAUCAUUUUUAGUCGGAUUUUGCAUCCCGCUUCGUCGUCGAGUAUCAAAAGUUCGGUGUUGAAUCGGUGCAACGGUGCAACGUGGCCGGCCGCUAGAAGAGCGCGUACACUCCUAACGACAACGACAAAGUUUCUUAUCGCACCGCUCAUGCCGCCCCGAGCGAGUUUUUCAGUGUAGCGGGACUCGAGCGUUAUAUACGGAGCGAGUGCGCAUGCGCCCAGCGACCACACAACGCGAUAAGUUCGCGAUUUCUAGCAUCCUUCUCGCUUCGCCCUUGUUUUAUACUAUUUUACCAAAUUUCACGGUCACGAAGCUUUUGUUCCAUCGACGCGAUACUUGGCCGUUAGCGUUGUCGAAUAAUGGAUUAUAACGUUGGAGAAGCCAUGUGCCCGCGGCAACUGGCUCUGCGGAGGGCCUCAUGAACGAACCGUUUCGUUUGGAUUUUGUCUUCCCUGCGUGAAUAAGACAAGAAGGAUCGGGCUGCGUGCCGCAACCGCAGAAUGGCGUCGUCGAGCAUCAUCCCGGAGCAGCAGCAGCAGCAGCAAGGAGAUUUAAUCGACCUUGAGGAAGUGGCGAAGGGCGCCGAGGAGGGAAGCCGUGCCUCUGUGGACGCGGGGUCUGCUGCGCGAACGGGGAAUCGUUGCGACGACGGUCCGCCCGGGGACGGGUCGCCCGAAGAGCUCGAGCACCUGUUGGACGUGUGUCCUCCUCAAUUGGAGGAAAAGUUAUCGUUGAGUCGUGCAGAAGUAUCAAUCGGCAGGGAAAAUGAGAAUGGAAGGGUGCCCGAGAAGGAGGACAUACUGGUGAGCUUGGGCCACGACAAACUGGUGCCGCGUCAAAAGCGAAUCGACGUCGUGUCGUCCGAGACGAUAAAACGGAUUCGUGACAUCACGAAAAAUCUCGAACCGGUUAUACGGAAUUGCGAUGCCGAACGGGCGCUCGUGGGCGGUGGAGCCGAGAGCGACAGUGGCGAGGCUCGCUGCUCCGAGACGGAGGCCACGGAGGUGCCGGCUGUGACGAAAAAUUAUCAACAGCCUCGCUCGAAAGCCAUCAACGAGACCGAAGAAGCUAUCAAUGUCGCAUUUGAUUUUUUAUCCGAGCUCGAUGACGAGAUUAUUGAUGAAAAUUAUCAUGAGCCACCGGACAAGAAAAGACGGAAGGAGUCCCGUUACGGUAGGGACACCGCUGCGUUCUCGGCACCCUCUUAUCCCCUCGAGCCCACGACCCUCGUCCGCAAGGAAUCGAGCGAUUCUUCUUCACUUUCAUCCCUUUCCGUUAAUGAGCACCGAGUCGAUGGAGAAAAUACUACAAACUUGCCGCUUGAUGAACUACCUGAAUUAACGAGUUGCGGGAUCAAUGGAAUAAUAACGGGGAAUGAAGCUACGCUUUUACGAAACUCGCGGAGUCCGGUUACGCUUUGUCAGCGAGAAGAAAAGAAUCGGGAUUUAAGUAGCUUGGAAAGAUCGACGAGAAUCGAUGUAGAUAUUAUUUCCGGAGGGUCCGGAAGUGCCGACUACUUUGCCAUUGAUCCCCUCGACACAUCUCCCAAUCACUUCGGAGGGAAUGGCGAGGAGGAGGAGGCGGAUAUGGCGAAGGAAGCGAUCGCGGUAGCGGUGACCGGGGAGGAUUCAGCAGCGUCGUAUUCGUCCGAGUGUUCAGAGGUCGAUUGGUCUUGGGUCGCCGAGUACGAGACUCGACCGAAUGAAAAUUCGGUUGCCUGUCCGGAAACCGUAUGUAAGACUCCAGGAGCGGUAACUAACGAGAGUAGCAGCGAGUGUAGCAACGGGAGGAGCAAUAAAAAAGGGUCUAAAUAUGAAAAUACGACGAGUCGGAGGGAAGGAAGAGAAAGAGGAGGAAGAUCGUCGUCGUCGUCGUCGUCCGUCUCCACCGAUUUGAGGACGGAGAGUUUGGCCAAAGUUGGUGGGAGGAAGGUGACUGCUCGGCUGAAGGAUGACGAGAAGGUGGCGACGGAGGAGGAGGACGGUGGCGAAGGAGCGCGCGUCGCUGCGGCGGUCGCGACCGCUGUCGGGGAUAGCAAGGAGUGCGGCAGUGUUGCGAUGUCCGUCGGCGUCGUUAGGGCCGACAAGGGGCAGCUCUCGGAUCCCGUUACGACGGACACGUUUAUCGGCGGUCUUCUCUUCCCCGGGGCUUCGCCCUCGUUCGAUAAUCCCGAUUUUCAAAGCUCCGACGGCAGUCGAGCAUCCAUUUCGACGAGCAACGAUUCUCCCAUUUCAAGUGUUUUUUUUAGCAACGAAUGCGCCGGGGAGGCGUCUUGCGUCAACGAUUGUGAGGUUGAGAGCGACCAAGCGAUUCUCGUAUCCAGUGAAAAUGAUCGGAAUCGGCGUUCCCGCGUCCGCGCCAGCGAUUUCGGUUGGUCGGCAGUCGAAAGCACGAUCCAGCGAAGAAUCAAUCCCGCCAACAACGACAACGACGACAACCGUUCGACGAGCUCGCCGCGAGUUUCCUGGCUCCGGGCCUCGAUGCGACGACUGCGCCACUUACGAUUGCCCGAAGCCGGCGCCGGUGGCUCCAAUUCGGAUGCUCUCAUCGCCGCCUCCGAGACCAAUCUGAGAGCUCCAACUUUCUUACCUCUUUCCGGGCCGAAUUCACUUCCGGAUAUCGCUCUGAUAGCGCCUGAAAUUCUCGUUGCUCAUACCAACUCUACCACCGAAUCUCUCCUCGCGACCGACGCUGCGGGGAGACCCUCGAGCGCGCCCGUUUACAAUCAACGGAACAGCGGCAGCACCGCUUCAGUCGCCACGAGCCCUCGACGGGGCCGGAGACACGCGAUCAAUUUACGCACCCGUCAAGCCAACGCACGCCGCUCUUUUUCUCGAUCGAUCCCUCGCACCGGCAACGAGCCUCCGCCCCCUCAUCUUCCUCCUCGGGAUGACAACGACACCGAUAACACUGUGCCAGCGCCCGGUCACGCUCGAGUGAACUGCACCGAUUCUCAAGAACCAGCAAACCUUUGUUCCACCCCGAAUCAACAUCCGGUUUCGCUCAUCACCGGCAACAACAGUCCACCGAGAAGAAUCUGUGAGAGCAGACAACGAGAAGCCGAGCGAGUGAGCGGAAGUGGGAGCGGGAGCGGUAGCGGCAGCGGAGACGACGAGGAUGAAGACGAGAAUUCUCUCGGGAGAUGGCCUCAUCCGCUGAGUCCUGCUCUCGCGUGCCUCGGUUGUACCCUCGGACUUUUCAACAUAAGUCGUUUCGCCAGCCUCAGCGUACAGUUUGGAGCAAAUUUCAUUGUACAGUUUCUGGUGCUUUCAUUGAUACUCGGUAUUCCAUUGUUGACUCUCCAAGUAUGCUUGGGUCAGAGACUGGGAGCAGGUGCGGUCGACAUGUGGCGAAUAUCACCGAUUUUUCAUGGCGUAGGAAUCGCGUUGCUGGUUGCUCAAGCCUUGAUCGGUAUUUACAGUAUUAUCGGUGUGUCGUGGAUGUUCGUUUACUUCAGAGACUCGUUUAUCACGAAGCAGGACAGGUAUCGUUGGGCCGAACCGUUUUUGCUCUACCGGGAUGACACGAGGAUGCUGCACAACUCGAGUGGCAAUUAUAAACUGGAGGAGACGGUGCCCGAUUAUUUCAGCGGUGUGGUACUCCAGAGACAUCACCUGAACGAGCCCGAUCCCGGUAUCGUCACUCUCAAGUUUCAAGUUGCCUUUAACCUCGCUGUUAUGUGGAUGAUCGUAUUUGUCUCGUUGAGCAAAGGCCUGAGAUCGUACGGAAAAGUCGUAUACGUAUUGACGCUCGUGCCUGUAUUCGGUACGCUCGUGUUGUGCACGAAACUACUCGGUUUGACACCGCCAGGCUCGAUCAACCAAUUAUUUCCUGCGACCGUUUGGAGUGAGUUCUUCAUAAACAGCAAAUCGUGGGUUGCAGCUUCUUCCGAGGUCUUUCUCACGUGGGGACUCUUCGGCGCUGCGGCUAUGCAGGUAGCCGCUCACAACAGGCACAAACACUUGUUACAAAGGGACACGAGCAUUGUCGUAGUUCUGACGAUUGUCGUUCUUCUACUCUCAGCUUUUUUAGCCAACACCUGCGUCCAGAUAUUGCGACAUUACGGCUACUUUUAUAUUACAAGCUCUUUCGAAAGAAUAUCGGAAUACACGUUUAUGCGUAACGCGAAUGAACCGGCUCAAGCGGGUGGAUUUAGCAACACGCCGGAGAGAUUCAUGUCUCAUGCUUCGUUCAUAGUCGGUCAACGGGUGGUUAAACCCGGCGCCGACCUCGGUACAGAAUCCGGUUACCAAGCACUCAGACUCUCGACCGAGCUUGUCCCAGCGACGUUAGCAAUACUCGGUACCGAACAAGUCUCGCCAUUUUGGGCCGUGCUCUUCUACUUCGUUCUUAUUCUUUUCGGUAUCGCUCAGCAGCUCGCAAUAUGGCACUCCGUUAUAACCGGAAUAAUGGCGAUCAACACGAAAAUUCUGAAAUUAUGGGAAACAACGAUUACGUUCUUCAGCUGUGCAUGCGCAUAUGUACUGGGUCUGCCUAUGGCAACUGAGUGGGGGAUUUACGUCGUCUAUUAUUUGGACUACACGGUCGGUGGUGCUUGGUGGAUAAUGAUAUUAUAUCUAGUCCAAGUUGGGGCCGUUUUCGCUGUUCGUGGACGUCCUCACACGGGUGAAACCGUUGUUGCUGAAUUAUUUCCACCGACCGGAAGAUGUAUGAGACACUGGGCAGGACCCCUUCUCUCAUUUACGUGGAACGUUAUUCUGCCUGUUGCACUUAUGGUUCUCAGUAUUACGCUUUUUAAGAGCAGUGGUUUUCGAGAACUUUACGUUUAUCGACGAAGCAGCCGUGAUUAUUGGUCAGUAUGGGCACGGCAGUUGGGGGCUGCAAUUCAAUUAAUACCGAUUCUCAUUAUUCCGGGUGUCGCAAUUAUCCAAACGUGUCGUUAUCUCAACAGCGGUCCUCCCGAUAUUUUCGAUACCGAAGAAAUGGAGAUAAACUAUACUCAUUGUGAGCAAUGCAAUGCGAACCGUAUACAAUUGUUGUACCGCCCUCCAUUGGAUACAAAUGGCUCGACGACUUUACCGAUAAAUUAUGGGAACGAGCCGAGUACGACGAGUAUACAUGGGAAUGGAAUAUUGCGAUCGUCGAAUGAGCCACCGCCAUCUCCGCCGACGGUACCAUUCCAGGAUCCACCACCAAAGUACACACCUCCUCCGAGUUAUACGACAGCAACGGGUGCUAGAAUAGCGAAAAUGUUGAGACAAAGUAUUCGUCGUAGUGUGCGUAGGAUAGCGAGUGUUUUGGGAGAAACGAGUACGCCAAGAACAAGAUCGGCGCUGCAGCAGCCACCUCCCCCACCGGAUUACGCGACCGUUCUGGUCGAAAUGAAUCAGAGCGUACUGUCGGAGCAGCAGCAGCAGCAGCAGCGUCAUCAGCUGCAAGAGAACACGGCAACGGCCAUGGCGAUAGCAACGACGACAACGAUGGCUCGUGAGAUGACCGGGGAUUUAACGGACAUGAGGAAUUCCAUGGAGCGACAACAACGGCGGCGGCAACAACAACAUAAUCACGAGCGAAAUCGUCCGAGAACGAUCGACCGUACAACCAGGAUCAGCACAAUCGAGCCAACUUAUAUCGAACGGACGCACUCGACGAUGGACCGUGGGAGAACGAGUAGAACUCCCAAUAGCAGCGGUAGCUCCAAUCUGACGGCCGCCGAUGUCGCCAAUUUGUUACGCAGUAGUAUUAAACGCGGCGGUGCAAUGAAAACGCAGACAACGCACCAAGACUUGUGCAGUGGCUGCGAUCCAAUCACUAAUGAUAAUCUCGGUUCAAUCGCGUCUCACGGAGAUGGAGCGAUAACGAUGACCGCCGCUUCCGUUGAGAAUCUCGUUAAUGCGGCAGUCCCGAUUAACGAGGAUCACCCCAUUUCCCUUUACGACGGUAAAGAUAUGUCUCUAGUCCACAAUAUACCCAGUAACGACCAACAAGACAGUGACGGCGACGACGAUAAUGUAAAAAAGACUGUUAACGAAACGGAACAUUCCGUUUCUGUGAUAUAGACAUGCACCAAUUAGUUAUUCACAGAUAUACAUAUAUAUUAUAUAUACACAAACAUAUUAUUAUACGAAUUGUCCCGAGUUGAUGGAUCACUUUGUUGAAUCCCUGAGUUCGCAGGCCCGAAUUUUCGGUCGACCCUCCCCGUUAACGUAUUUCCAAUGAGUUAUGCAUUGUUACCCAAAUUUGAAUUCAUGCGCUUUAGCUACUACUCGAACUGCCGGAACAGCAUUUUAUUUUCAAAAAUUUACUUACACCCAGAGAUGUUAAAAUUAGUCAACAUUCGACUGGAGACCAACUGUCUCCGAUGUCCAGAACCGCUAUCGAUAGAGACUGGAUUUUUUUUUAUGAGUAAGAUACUAGAAAACAGGAUACAUUUUCUCCCUUAAGGAUGUCUUUAUUUUGUGAAUUUCAUUCCUUCAGAGUACCAUUUAUUCUUACUCUAAUUUUGUGACCGUUUCACAAAAGAGUAUUUGUGGCCUUUAAUGUUCAAUAACUCAUCAGGGAAGAAGAACGGUAUUGACUAACGAACGUCACAUUAUUAUCAGUAGACUGACAGACUUUGAUCCUCAUUGAAAAUUUUCACAGUUGCGGACAUCCCGUGUACCCAUCUUGUGUCAUGAGGUUUUCUUUGUGCUUCAUUAUUAUUCUCAAUCUUGAUGUAUGUAUGCAUGUAGGUAUGUGUGUAUGUGUGUUUAAUGUGUGAAACUAUUUCGCCGACGAGUAUGGUGUGAAUAGAAUUUCGUGAAUCGUUCGUAAUACGAUCAAAGUGUAUACAGAAUCACACAAGUGCAUUAUUACUCUCUACGGAGAGGAACUUUAUUUCGUAUUGAUAUGAAAAGCGGCGGCGGCCAUCACUUUAAAGUGUUCGAAUGCGUUCUCUUUACCCUUCCCCUCUCACUCGCUGUUUCUCGAGUGGAAUAGCUCCGAUUCCUUUGUGGUUGAUUCGUUAGAUUUUUCUCUUUUAUCACCUGGAAGGAUGAAAAUUGUGUAGACGAUUUUUUAAAAUAUAAUGUGCACUGUCGUGUACGACAAAUGAAUUUUGUAAAUACGUGCCUGAUCGCUUAAUCGUCAACAUUAUUUUGAGUCAUUGAGAACCCAACAACAUUUCAUCAAUGUUACAUUCCUGAAACUAUCGGUUGGUUCACACGUUAGUUCAGUGAAUAAUAUUCAAUCCGUCCAGUUUAUGCCUUGCGUGCGUGUUGAAGCGUAUGCUCGAAAUGUACAACAUUUUAGUUAUGUGUAAAAAAAAAGUUUUCCACCCGUCGUUGAUUUUACGUUUAUCGAGAAUAUAUUGAAUCUAAGAAUGUAAUAAACGUGAAUUCGGUAUGACCAUUAACGAAACAUCACACGUCCAUCACACGUUUCGCAUCUCGGAUCGUAAAUGCGAGUAAGAAAUAAUAUGACUUUUCCCCUUUGGUCAAGUACGAAUCGUUAUUUACCACCUGAUAUUAUGGACCACAAUAAAAUUUUUAUGUUAUUUUACAA